ACACGCGGCCGGAGCGCCCCCUUGGCGGAUUACUUAAAAUGGCGAUACGGGGCGGGGCCGUCGGGCGCGGGGCACGCUGGGGCCGGCGCGCGGGCUGCCGGGAACGGGGCGGAGCGCGGCCGCGCCGGCGCGUCGAGGGGGAGAGGCAGCCGCCGAGAUGGACGUGUUCCUCAUGAUCCGGCGCCACAAGACCACCAUCUUCACGGACGCCAAGGAGUCGAGCACCGUGUUCGAGCUGAAGCGCAUCGUCGAGGGUAUCCUCAAGCGGCCGCCGGAUGAGCAGCGGCUGUACAAGGACGACCAGCUUCUGGACGACGGCAAGACGUUGGGCGAGUGUGGCUUCACCAGUCAGACAGCACGGCCUCAGGCCCCUGCCACUGUGGGGCUAGCCUUCAGGGCAGGUGAAAACUGUCACAGUGCAGUGAGGUGGUUUUUCCCCAUGACCCCCAGCUGUGGCAUACGUUGUGGUGACUGCACCUUGGGUGGCAGCACCUCAGAUGAGGCGUUCGAGGCCCUGCGCAUCGAGCCCUUUUCCAGCCCACCUGAGCUGCCGGAUGUGAUGAAGCCACAGGACUCAGGAAGCAGCGCCAACGAACAGGCUGUGCAGUGAGAGGUCUCCCCACCUGUCCCCUCUCAAUAAAAGAUUUGGGUGUCCA
Messenger RNA from Cervus elaphus (red deer), 656 nucleotides. It is a transcript of the gene ELOB, whose product is annotated as elongin B. Gene Ontology annotation, biological process: transcription elongation by RNA polymerase II. Gene Ontology annotation, cellular component: elongin complex; VCB complex. Bases 158 to 610 code for a protein of 150 amino acids. NCBI's taxonomy places the organism in Eukaryota, Metazoa, Chordata, Mammalia, Artiodactyla, Cervidae. Gene Ontology annotation, molecular function: protein binding. The record is from RefSeq and is a predicted model, not a curated record. The transcript has 5 exons.